Molecule: messenger RNA, 1872 nt
Organism: Ylistrum balloti
Lineage: Eukaryota; Metazoa; Mollusca; Bivalvia; Pectinida; Pectinidae
Product: cadherin EGF LAG seven-pass G-type receptor 1-like
Exons: 11
Coding region: 1-1872 (623 amino acids)
Biological process (GO): homophilic cell-cell adhesion
Cellular component (GO): cell-cell junction; membrane
Molecular function (GO): calcium ion binding
Source: RefSeq, a predicted model, not a curated record
AUGGAAACGGAUGCAACAAAUCAUUUGACAGAGAAUGUAAGGGCUACAGGCGCUGUUCCAGCAGGUGUUCACACUCUGACUUUUCGAGUGAUUGACACGUCUGGAGGAAUUGAUACCGGCACGCUCACUGUCACAGUAACUAACUCCGCUCCAGUGUUAACAAACUCUGUCUGGACGGCCACAGCUGUCGAGUCAGACACGGAUGAAGCUCAGCUCUUCCUUAUAGAAUAUACUGAUGCCUCGGCGUCAGACUACGUCGAUUGUGUUGUUCAGUCCUCUACACCAGCAUCUAGCGACUUUUUUGUCCGUUACGACUCCGCAAAUAGCAAGUUCGCGGUGUACGUACAACAGAAUCCAAGUCUGACACAAUCCUCUUAUGCACUUGUGCUUGCUUGCACUGACCUGAGCGGAGACUCCGACACCGGAACACUCACCGUGACAGUUACACAGAACGCGGCUCCUGUCUUCCAAAACCCUGGCAGCUCCGUGACAAUCGCCGGUGCAUCCACCUCUGUGGGCACAACCGUCCACACGGUUACAACGACAGACUCGGACAGUCAGCAACUCUUCUACAACAUGACCACUAGUCCUGUCGGGGCGCCCUUCCAAAUACAAGACUAUUUGCCUGGCACUGCAAGCGUGGCGGAAAACACGGCGUCCGGAACGUCUAUAUUCCAGGUGACCGCCACAGAGUCGGACGCCGGACAGACAUUAACAUAUACUUCGUUCGCCAACCCUGGUUCAGCAAUGUCAUACCUCAGCAUGGACAGUUCAACCGGCCUCUUGUCCACGUCAUCAACCAAUAUCAAUUUUGAAACGGCGGCGGCAACGACUGUGACAGUGUCUGUGAUAGUGAGCGACGGAACGGCGACUGUGACGGCCGACCUGACUCUAACCAUAACCGACGUCAACGAGGCGCCGUCAUUUCAGAAGGCACAGUACACCUCGAGUGGCAGCGAAGGUUUGGCUGGUACUAGCUUCAGUAAUCCUAACUUUGUGAUAAAUGAUGAGGACACUUCUGAUACACAUACCUACACCAUUGACUGCCCGUCCACAUUCGCAAUGGACCCAACCACUGCUGCUUUAGCUCUUGUUACAACCUAUGACGUCGACACCGGAGGUGCCGCAACGACAGUCACGUGCACAGCUACGGUUUCGGAUUCCCAGUUAACCGACACGACAUCGUUAACAAUGACCGUGAAUAACAUCAACGACAACACGCCGACGUUUAGUCCAUCCGUGUAUGUCUGGAAUAUGGACAGUUCUAGCACCAUCGGUAGUACGGUCGGUUCUGUGACAGCAACAGAUGGCGACAUUGGAACCUUCGGGACGUUUUCGUACACGCUGGACACUUCCACAGACGCUGCUUACUUUGGUGUUACUAGCGCCGGUGUCGUUUACGUCAAAAGCAACGUUGCAUCGCUUGGUGCUGCCGGCAGUACACUUGCAUUCAUCGUCACGGCAAACGACACUGGAGGUUUAUCAACGAAUGCAGCAAUACAGAUUAUCAUUCCCGCUACAACUACUACCUCAACUACUACUACAACUGACCGACACCUCACGUUUGCUGAGAGUACGAGCAAUGUGGCGUGGCUGACCACAUUCUGUGGCGCGGGAGCGCUACUUUUUGGUCUUUUGAUGUUUAUGGCUUAUAAAAAUGGCUUAUUUUCGUGGUUUGUGGAUGCGUUGGAGAGACUAUGGGACGCUUGCAGACCGAGCAGGUGCCGUGACCCCCCAGCAGACGAGGAGGAAUUUGAGGAGGAAAGUGAAGAGGAGGAGGAAGAAGAAUAUGUGUACACGCCACCUGUACGCAACCAGAAAGUGGUCACUAUAGGGGAUUACGGUUGGAACCCGUGGAAACAGGACAAGUAA